AACUUAGCAGUUCAUCGUCAUGUCUCAGCUCGGUAUCAUUUGUUUUUAAUAAUUUUUAGCUUUUGUGCGUUUCUCCUUUUUUUUUAACUUUUCCGGAACAAAACCCUUUUUUUAAAAUUUAAACAUAAUAAUUGCUAAAACGUCUCAUUUCUGUCCGUAAUUUCAUUUCUUUUACAUUUCAUUAACGAAACAUUUUAAGCACGGCGUACAUCAGCAGUUGAUUCUUUUUGACCUUCGGUGUCAUCUAAUCCCCUCCUCUAGUCAAUUUUUGUGGAAUUCACCUUUUCGGAUCCAAAACGACAAAAGGAUACCUUAACCAUUAUCAAGAAACCCAAUCUCCAAAGAACCUUGUGGAAUUCUCACGACAAUCGGAAUUUUUUGGAAAAGCCAUUCAGAUUUCGGAAACUUAUGGAUUUGGCAGAACCUGUCAUAACAGCUCUUUAGAAGAUAAGGCCCGACAUCCAGGUUUCAUGUUCAAAAAUAUUUGCCAAACCGUUUUGUGCAAAAUACGAAGCUGGUACUGUCGGAGACGUCUUAGAUAGGCUUUUAUUUUUGAAUUUAGUUUUACUACGUGUUCGCCAGAUUAGGCGCUUUUAUUUAAACUUGAUAAAACCCUUAAGAGGUUUCCAAAAAAUAAACAUAUCGCUGUGCUAAUUUUUUUCCUGUGCCUUGUGUCCUGUUGAUAAUUUUUGGAGAAAACCCUACUCAACGGCACAUUAUCGCUCAGAAAGGGAGGAGAGCUUAAUACUCAAACAUUUUGGAAAACUGAAGGAGUGCAGACAUUGGGCCAUUAGCGAAUGCGCAAAGAACAAAUUUCAGCCCUUAAAUUUGCUUUUUAGACCAGAAUCUCCUUAGAAUCUGCUGACAUCGUAAGUCUUGCAGCAGAGCCUUCAACACAAGGGUUUCGCACUUGACAGCUUCCUAAUAAUAGCCAAGAUAGGAGAGUACAGCAUUGAAUAUCGAAACGAAUCCGGCCAAGAUAUGGCAGCCAAUACCUAUUGUGAUCACAAUAGGCUCUGUGAUAUGUUCCUGCGGGUUGGCAAUCAGCCAGGUCCGGCUGCUACGAAUCCAAUCCUGACUGUGAAUUCUAAAGACAAUUCGGCCGCUGCUGCGGCAGCAGCUAUCCUUGCGGCAAACGAUUACAAUAAUAGCAACUGGUUGAACAAUGGAUCUUUGUGUGAUGCAACCUUGAAUAGUGCAAGAAACAGGACCGGAUAUCUGAACAAGACUAAACGAAGACGGAAUCAAACCUCAUCCCGGGCAAUAGUUCAUCUACAGCAACAACAACAACAACAGACUGGCAAUACCACCGGUGCAACGACAAAUGCAAAUACCUCACACGUUAAUUUAUUGAAUAAUACACUUAACAACAAUCUGAAUAGCAUCAGUCAAAAUGCUGCUAUCAACAAUACAACGACAAAUUCUCAACUUCUAUCAAAUGUGAUCGGUUCAUCAAUGCAAAACCUGCUAACCAAUGGCUCAGCUACCGCAAAUCCUACCGCUAUCAAUGGGGCGUCAACUAAUCAUCACAUUCAUCAACAACAGUCACAUCGUCAACAACAGAUAAAUGGUCUUAUCAAUGGUACCAGUAACCUCAAUGCUAAUGUUAAUGCCAAUUUGUUGAACAACAACUAUCAAUCGGCUGUUGCUGCCGCUGUUGCAUCAACAACACCAGCUUUGUUGCAACAACAUAUCAAUGCUGUUGUAGUUGCACAACAGGAACAGCAGAAAAUGUUGCAUAAUGCAUUGUCACGGGCUGUAUCACAUCCCCAGGGUGCUGUUAAUACGAAUAUGAUGAAUACGUUGAUGAACACUCUUAUGGAUUUGGGACAUCGUAAAUUGGAACGGACACAGUCUGAACCGUUGGCUGCCCAGGUUAAUACUUCGAGAUACAAGACCGAAUUGUGCCGUCCAUUUGAGGAAGCUGGAGAAUGCAAAUACGGCGAAAAAUGUCAAUUUGCUCAUGGUGCUCAUGAAUUACGCAAUCUACAACGUCAUCCAAAAUAUAAAACCGAAUACUGCCGAACAUUCCAUAGUGUUGGAUUUUGCCCAUACGGACCACGCUGUCAUUUCGUCCACAAUGCCGAUGAAGCGCGCAAUGUUACCCGUAACAAUAUGAAUACAGCUGCCUAUACACGUCUAACAGCAGCAGCAGUUGCAGCUGCAACUGCAGCCGCUCAAGCUCAACAGAAUGGCGUAACAAACGGAACUGGGUUGAUGCAACAUCAGCUACCCUUGAGUCCACCAUUGAGCAUGUCAACAGGAUCAGAUCGUGCUUCACCAACCGGUUCGCUAUCAUUAAGCCCAACCAAUUCAAUGGCGAAUUUUGCAUUUGUAGAUCAGAUUAGCCCGGCUAAUUCAGUUUUGACACAGGGUGCGUUCAAUUUCAAUAGUCCACCAACUAGUCCACAUGGCAAUUCGCCAGUUACCACACCAUCUCCACCACCACAUGGUCUUUUAAGUGGCGGAGUAUCUCCUUCAAUGAUGUCGACUUCAUCAGUCGCAUCGUCUUCAUCUUCUUGCUCCAUGGGGGGCGGUGCAUCCAAUCUGACAACGCAAUCUGCACAACAGCAGACUUCCAGUCAAGCUCAGAGCUCUGUUCAGCUCCAUAAUAAACUAUCACAGAACCAGUUGCAACAGCAACAAUCACAAAAUCAACAGAGCGCCACACUCGCUCAGCAAAGUAGCGUAGGCAAUCUUGUUAAUAAUAAUCCUAAUAAUAGUGUAACCUCAGUAAGCAGCAGUGUCAGCGUCUCAGGCGCAGCUAGUGUUACCGAUGCAGAUGCACGUCUUCCAGUUUUCAAUCGUUUGAGUUCAACUGUUGAUGCUUUCACAAACUUGAGCAUCUAAAAAAGUAGAGAGAGAGUCGUCCUAUCCCUAAACUCUCCCAGUUGAACUCCUCUCCUUUAUUACUCUUAUAUAAACCUUAAAAAUUCACAAAAAACACUAUCAAUCAUUCUUAUGUAAUUAUUUUAACGAAGAAACAGCAAAAAUCUUGUAUCUAUUGAACUCGCAUCGUAUUAUAUGCGUUCCCCGCUUUUCGAGGGAGAGAGGAGAAAGCUAUACAUUAUUAUAUUUAGUUUAGUAAAGUAUAUAUUAAACUUCGCCGUUGAUACAGUAAAAUUUCAAUAGCACUUUACUAGGUGAUGGUAAGAAAAGUAGGGACGAGUAUUUACCGUCCUGGCGGCAUUGCUGCCUAUUCUGGCGUGCGGCUGCCUUAAUUUUUUUUAUAGCUCCACGAAAAACGCAUCCUUGGUACGAUGCUUCGCUAUUGUGCGUAAAUUCAAAACAUGUCAUUGAACGACCUGUAUUUUUUUUUUUGGAUAAAAACGAAGGGAUGUGGUGCAAAUCAAAUCAUAUUAACUAAAAAAUACUAUUAUUUAACUCUGCUGUGUGAUUACUAGAUAUAUGUAUCUUGGCGCAAAAGGCCGUAGUGUGCUUCCGACCCCCGGGACAAUAUAUAGACAAUGAAUGUAUAUAUUUUCUUAAAUUUCACAAAAACGCGGUUCAGAAACAUGAAUAAGGUUCUAAGGUUUAGUGAUGAAGCAGAUAUUGGGGGUCGUGAGAGGAAAAAAUCGCUCAAAAUUACAGAUGAGUUGUAGGACCGCCCACAAGUUUCGUGGGUUUUCCGUGUGACACGAAAUCUUGGCGUGUGAUGUAGUUGUCUCUUCUUCAAUUUUAAUUUAUCCAAACUACGAAAAUUUAUUAUUUUUCUCCCUAGAUUGUAGGCAUACGCACAUAUACGUCCAAUGAAAUUCUGUUUUAAUACCAUCCCAGCCUUAUUCACUUGCAAGUUUUUAUAUACGUACCUUAAUGAUUCCUUUAUAAACAUCAGAUUUCAUUUUUCGUAUGUUUUGAAGUGAAGCGAUAUGCACAGAUCUCAAAAGCUGAGCAAGCUAAAUCAAUUCAGGCGACAUUGCCCGGAAACGAUCCGGUAUCAGAUGUAUUGAAUUUUGUGUGUAAGUUAAUUAGAUUUAGAGGAAAAUUUGGUACAAUUUGUCUGAUACGCAUCGGUCUCCGAAAGAAUCGAAUAGAAUGUGACAUGCUCGAUGGGAGUCAGAAGCGUUUUUGAAUAAGUCCCGUCCCUUGACACCUCGCUGUUCGGGCCUUGUAUCCCAUUGUAUCGCGAGAGUCCUUCAUAGCGGACUCAAGGGAGCCGGAAUCUACUCAGUUCCGUUUUUAUCUGACCAAAAGACCAUUGUCAUAGCCCUGAUGAGUUUGAAUUGAAUGACGCGCACGUAGCAGUUUUUUUUGCUGUCGUUUUCAACACUUUUUAAUUACAAACUAAUUAUUUAAUAUAUUUUUGAGUCGAUUUUUUACACAUUUUCAUAAAAAUCUUUCUUAUAAAUUUUUACGCAUAAUUUUUUUUUUAAUAGUGUAUUUUCCAUUUAUUCUUCUUCCCCUACAUUUUUUCUACUUGUAAUUAUAUUUGUAGUGAUAUAUCAUGUGUGGUAAUAAAUUUAGGUAGAUGCGAAGAAAGAAAGAAAACUAGAAGAAAAAACCGAACGCACAAAAUCAUGUUGUCGUUGAAGUAAUCUAGAUAUUUUGAUAUAACCCUUUUAUAACUUAAAAAAAAUAUAAGUAAUUAUUUGAAACGUUCUAUAUAAAUAUAUAUAUAUAUAUAAAUAUUUACAAGCAAAGGAAACAUUUUUCUCAAGUGCCUUAUUAUUUUUAAUUUAUUAUUUCUUAGAUACUGUGUGGAUUAUUCGUGCUUUUCUUGAGUUCUAAUUCUUUAACUGAACAUUUAAUUUUCAUUAAAACGAGAACACAUACGACUUCUUUGAUUCCAUUUAUAUCCCUAAACAAAGCUGCGUUUCAAAACACAAAAAAAUAAGGAUUAAGAAAAGAAAUAUCUUUAGCUUUCUGAAAAAACCCUAGUUUUUAAGUUAUUUGUCUUCCGAAAAACAAAAACAAAAAACAAAACGAAAACUCUUGCUUUCAUUUUAUUUUUGAUAAUAAUUUGCAAUUCUUUAUUUGAUAUUGAUAUAUUUUUAUUUUACACAUUCUAAAUAUAAUUUCAUAUAUUUUGGUUUUCUCGAUAUUUACGAUUGGUAAAAGCUUUUUUUGUAGAUUGCUCCUGCUAUUAAAACUAUGGUUUCAUAUUUAUUAAAUUAAAUAUUUAAAAACGAAAAUGAGAAUGAAAAAAAUAUCAAAGCAAUGAAGUUCAUAAUUAACUAUAUAUUUUUAUACCUCUUGUAACACAAUGCACACAAUUGUGAAAUCAAAUCUAAAAAAUAAAAAUAAUUUAAUGGAAUAUUUAUUGAUACAUUAUUUUGGUUUCUUUACCUACAAUUAAGAUUUUUACAUAAACAUAUAUAUAUUAUGUUACGGAAUAUAAAUACCAUUCAAACAAAAUACAAUCAAAAAUACUUUAUGCUUCUUAAAUAGUACAUAAGACAAUAAAAACAAUUUUACACGUAAAUUAUAAUUGAUUUAAUUAUUUCGAGCUACAAAGAAUAAAUGAGACCUUAUAUAAAAGACAAAACUAUUGUGUGAGCCUGUAUUAUGUAAUAUGUAAUAUUUAAUUUUUUUUAUAUUCAAUACUUUAUUAUAUAUAUUUUUGCUAAUUUAUUACAUACUCUAUCUUUUUUUUUGUAUCUUUCACAUUGCUACUUGAAUCAGUCGUGAAAAAACACUGAAUUGCAUUGAAAAUUACGAAACUGAACUCUAAACAAGUGUAAAUUCCAGACAAGGUUUCUUUUGUGCUUUUGCCCGGAUUAUUUUUCUUCAAAAGAAGGAAUUUGCAAUUUAAUUUUUAUCCGAAUAAAUAUUGUGAAGUUGUUCCUUUUUCAAAAAUUAAACAUUUCCUGUUUUUGGUUUACAUUGAAUAGCAAAUGUAUAUAAUUUUGAUUUUCGGUUUCCUUGUACACCAACUUAUCCUUUACAAUAUUUGUCUUGAAUUCACGAUUUAGAUUAACUCUGCCCCCCACUCCCCCCGUUUUGAAUUCGUUUUUGGGAAAAAUAUCCAAGAGAAAGUGAAGAGAACACUGAGAACGAAAAACAAAUUGUGUUAAUUUUUUAGAUUUGUAAUGCAUUAAGAAGUGAAAUAAUUUAUAUAUUUAUACUAUUUUUUUGUAAAUUAUUUAAAAAUAAAAACUUGAUCAUGAAUA
Hermetia illucens (black soldier fly) is the source of this 6110-nucleotide messenger RNA. It is a transcript of the gene Tis11, whose product is annotated as protein TIS11. The record is from RefSeq and is a predicted model, not a curated record. The transcript is spliced from 4 exons. Lineage: Eukaryota; Metazoa; Arthropoda; Insecta; Diptera; Stratiomyidae. Bases 982 to 2850 code for a protein of 622 amino acids. Gene Ontology annotation, molecular function: metal ion binding; mRNA binding.